AGAGAGCAGCUAGUGGUUGCUAUCGCCAUGAAAGUCAGGGCAAAGCUCGGAACCACUGAGGACUGCACUGGGGAUUAUCUGCCCAGGGAAUACAAUAGGUUUUCAGCUCAUUAAGUUGGAUAAACAAUUGGCUUUCUGUAGGUGAUGCUGAGAGUCAUGGACAUGAGCAGGAAAAACGAUGGAAAAUCCAUAACUCUAGAGGGGCGGUUUGAGGAGCAUUAAUGGGAGACCAUGAAAUUCACUAGAAGGCACCAACAACUUGCUUGAGUGCAACCCUUGUCUGGCACGAAACUGAUGUGGAGGACCAGUGGUGUGCCAGCGUCAGUGAGGAAGAUGGGUAACGCCAUGCGAGGUGUUAUCGCCUUCAUUCCCUCAGAGCGCUGUCAGCGCUUCUUAGUGGGGGACCUGAAGGAGAUGCCUGUUGAUCGGACCCUGGACCUGAGCAGCCGGCAGUUGCAUCGGCUACCGGUUGCUGCCUGUGUCUUUAAUGAGCUGGUGAAGCUCUACCUGAGUGACAACAACCUCAGCGCUUUACCUGCUGAGCUGCAGGGCCUGAGGAAGCUGCAGCUGCUGGCCCUCGACUUUAACUGCUUUGAAGAGCUCCCUGCUGCUGUUUGCAGAUUGCCCCAGCUCAGCAUCCUUUACCUGGGUAACAACAGGCUUUACCACCUCCCCAGAGAAUUGAAAGAGCUCAAGGAACUUAGUACUCUGUGGCUGGAGACUAAUUGCUUCACUGUUUUCCCUAAGGUGGUUUGUGAGCUCUCUAAUCUCAAGACCCUGCACCUCGGUUAUAACCAGAUACGGAGUUUACCGAAAGAACUUCGACGGCUGGAAGAGCUGAGAAGUAUCUGGCUUGCUGGGAACGAGUUGGCAGAUUUUCCACCAGUGUUGCUGGAAAUGCACUUUCUAGCUGUCAUUGAUGUGGAUCGGAACAGAAUACGCCACUUCCCAGGCCUGUCUCACAUGCAGGGGUUGAAACUUGUCAUUUAUGACCACAACCCCUGUGUUAACGCCCCAGCGGUAGGCGAGGGAGUCAGGAGGGUCGGACGCUGGGCGGAGAGCUCAGAUGAUGAACAGGAAGAUGAUGGGUCCAAAGCAGCUAGUGAGACUACAGCCGAGGUCACAGAACUACAACCUGAGGACGAGCACAACAUUUAGGGUCACGGAACAAAGUGACCUUCAGCUGUGGUGAGGUCUGCCAGCACAGGAUGACAUUCAAGUGGGAACACUUACAGUGGAGGGGUGUGUUGUACAUCAGGCUGGUGUUCUUUGGUCCAUAUAUGGCAAAGCCAGUCAUAUGAGCUUUAAUAUAAGACACUGAGUGAUAGGUAGUCCAAAAAUGUGGCCUGUGUGAAAAGGGACAUUUGAAUCUUGAAAUAAAAAUGUUUAAUAUG
Molecule: messenger RNA, 1394 nt
Organism: Xiphias gladius (swordfish)
Lineage: Eukaryota; Metazoa; Chordata; Actinopteri; Istiophoriformes; Xiphiidae
Gene: lrrc10
Product: leucine rich repeat containing 10
Exons: 2
Coding region: 295-1158 (287 amino acids)
Molecular function (GO): protein binding
Source: RefSeq, a predicted model, not a curated record